Lutzomyia longipalpis is the source of this 3029-nucleotide messenger RNA. RefSeq lists its product as uncharacterized. NCBI's taxonomy places the organism in Eukaryota, Metazoa, Arthropoda, Insecta, Diptera, Psychodidae. Gene Ontology annotation, biological process: positive regulation of cytoplasmic translation. Bases 724 to 2076 code for a protein of 450 amino acids. The transcript is spliced from 2 exons. Gene Ontology annotation, molecular function: single-stranded RNA binding; zinc ion binding; translation regulator activity. The record is from RefSeq and is a predicted model, not a curated record. Gene Ontology annotation, cellular component: cytoplasm.
GUUAACAGUAAGGUAUGAGCGGAUUAACGGGGAUUAACGGGACAACGAUCGCCAACCUUGUCGGGACAGUCAGUGUUGUGAUGGCAGUGACUGCGACAGGAGGUGUGUCGACACGUCCCUGCCGCUUGAAUGUGAGAGUGAUCUUACAUUUCAGAAGUGGGAUCAACUCUGCCGCAGAAGGAAGUGGAAGGAGUUCUAAGGUGAUGCAGACAUAAAGGAAAAAGGUAGGCGAUUAGGAAAUAAAUAGAAAAUCGCGGAAUAAAUAAAAUGGCGGCAAAGAGGAGCGGGAAGCAGAAGAGCGGGAACGGGAAAAUGAUGUAAAAAAAUAGAGAUUUUUUUUUCUCUUUCUCUCUGCAAUUGAGCAAGUUUUUUUUUUUUCUUUUAGGGAUAGAAGUAAGGUAUAAUAUGAAGAAAAUAAAAAUGUGAGUAAGUUAACAGGGAAAUAAAAUAAAGAAUUAUCUUGUUAAUGCAUGCAAAAUGAAGGUUGUUUCGAGAGGUGGUAUCGGGAAACGGGAAUUGCGCGAAUGCACUCGGGUGUGUUCGACAUCAGUCGGUACCGCACCAAGUGAAAUGUCAAUUGAUUGUCGUUAUUGUCAUUGUGGAAUACGCGAAAAAGAAAUAAAAUAAAGGCGAAGUGCGUGAAAUUAGAUAAAAUAACAGGAAAAAGUGAGUUUCAAAAGGAAAGUAGAAGAAAAAUCAGAGAAGGAAGCGAGGGAAGUUAGAAUGGAUGAAAGAGGAAUCGAUUUGGAAGGAGAACUCCGGGAGUACGAUGAAGAAGCAAUGGGAGGAGAUGAACAGGGAGAAGUGAUUAAACACUACAGGCAAAAGAUCCGUGAAUUGGAAAAGGAGAAUGAAGCGCUCAAACGGGGCACAUCCUCAUCAAGUUCAAGGGAAGUGGGAACAUUCCGGCUGGCGGGAGGGGAAAUUAAAGAUUUAAUCCCGGCGUUCCGACCUGGGGAAGAUGAGACAACCACAGAAGAGUGGAUUGAGAAUCUAGAAUCCAUGCGGGAGAUCUAUGAAUGGACCGAUCAACAAGUUCUGCUGUAUGCGUCAAUUCGGCUCAAAGGAGCCGCAAAGAAGUGGCAUUCAACCACGAAGACGAGAACGUGGGAUGAAUUCAAGUGGGAACUAAUGAAAGCUUUUCCGGAGAAAAUUAAUGUAGGGAGGAUAAUUGAAGAGAUUCAAGGGAGAAAGAGGAAGGGAGAUGAAACCGUAACCGAGUACUUCUUUGAAAUGAGACAGAAAGGGAAAAAGAUAAAGCUGGAUGAUGCGACGAUCGCAAAGUACAUUAUAGCAGGACUGGGAGAUGAGAAAUUGAUCGGUAUGGUGGCCGGAGCUAACUACGACUCCCCACAGGAAUUGCUCCAGAAAAUCAAAGAUGCUGAGGAUAUUCGUAGAGCCAUGAGAAAACACGAAAGUGGCGAAUCAGGGGGGAAAGAAAAGGGAGAAAAGAACGAUGCACGGCCUGAACAAGAGAGCCAGGAUGGGAAUCAGGUGCAGAAAGUAUCUUGCCACAAUUGUGGGAAAGUUGGUCAGAUAGCCAGAGAAUGCCAUGAAAGGGAAGACAAACAGCGAGACAUGAAGGCAGAAAUCACGUGCUUCAAAUGCAACGAGAAAGGUCACAUAUCAAGAUUCUGUGGCAAAAAGGAGAGAGACUCAAAGAUGAUCCAUAUGGGCAACAUGAGAAUAAUUGAAGUUGAGAAAAAGGAAAAUCCAAACUACAAGGAGGUGAAAAUCAACGAGAAAAAGCUCUGGGCUUACAUUGAUCAAGGGAGUGAUUGCACCACAAUCAGAAAAUCCGAUGUAGAAGCUCUGGGGGUAGAGAUAAAUCCGAGAACGACAACGCUGAGAGGAUUCGCAGGACAAUGCCAGACCGUGGGGCAAACGGAAGUAUGGGUUACGAUUGACGAGGUGCGAAGGCAAACAACCGUCCAUGUCGUACCAAAUGAAGCUCAAGACAUUCCAGUGAUUGUCGGCCUUGAUAUUCUGGGACAGGAAGACAUACGAGUCGUCAGACAAGGCAAAACGAUGCAGAUAGAGGAUGUCCGGAAGGAUGCAAACGAGAAGACAAUUUGAAUUGUUAUAAAAAUAAAUUAAGCAACGUGCAAAUAAAUUGGUGGAGGUAAAACAAUAUUUUUUUUUUUACAAUUAAAACUAUAGGGAAUAUUUAAUGUAAAUUCAGAGUCGUGAGCGAACAAACAUAACAAGGGAUGUGGCAAAAGGUGUAUAGGGUAAGUACUAAUUUCAAUCAAACAAUAUUACAACUGAUAUGUUAACACAAGUAGAUGACAAAGGGAGAUUGUUCCAACAGAAUCGGAAAGUCAGCUCAUUAUCUAAAUAUUGUAGUGAAAUCUUAGAAUAGGGAAGGUUAAAGUAGUCUGUUAGCACUUUUUAAUUGAAUUUCUAAAUAGCAUAAAUACGUUGAUUUUCGAGGUAGUGUUUAAGAGACAAAUGAAUAAGGUAGAGUAAAAAAAAAUUGAGUUUAAUGAAGAAGAGACUAUAAAGAGCUUACACUGAAACACCCUUGGUUAAGUCCGAGACGUGUCCAGAAAGUUAAAGUCAAUAGAGAAAUGCAAGCAAGGCAAGAAUGAAAGUUGGGUAAAGAGAAGAGAUUGUGAGAGAAUUUCAUGCUGAAACACCCUUGGUUGAGUCCGAGACGUGUCCAGGAAGAAGUUAGAGACAAUAGAGGAAAUGCGAGAGGCGAAAAUUGAAGUUGGGUGAAGCAAAGAUUGCGAGAAAACUUUAUACUGGAACACCCUUGGUUAAGUUCAAGACGUGUCCAGAAAGAAGUUGGAGGAAUAGAGGAAUGUAAGAGAGGCAAAAUGGAAGUUGGUUGAAGUAUAGAUUGCGAGAAAGCUUCAUGCUGGAACACCCUUGGUUAAGUUCAAGACGUGUCCAGAAGAAGUAGAAGGCAAUGAAGAGAGAAGCAAGAGAAGAUGAGAGUUGGUCGAAGUAGAGAUUACGAGGAAACUUCAUGCUGGAACACCCUUGGUUAAGUUCAAGACGUGUCCAGAAGAAGUAGAAGGCAA